AUGCAUUACGCGAGCAAUUCGCCGUCGCCGUCCGGGUCCAUAUCCAUUUCUUCGGAGGAGAGGGAGAAGACGAGCGCUAAGAAGACCUUUCGCGAGUUUGUCUCCACUGAUAGCGCCCUGGACCACCGCCUGGACAAUCUCGAGGAGAAGUUGUCGAACGCGUAUAUCGAGCUCCGACUUUUGCGCGAAGAGCUGCCUCCCUACAACGCGGAUCAGUGCGCCGCCGCGCAGGCUAUCGAAGACCACCUCCUGACGACACUCGACCACAUCCAAUCGCCCGACGUGCUCCCAGAAGACAAGAUGACGCGCGCCGCAGAGGCAUUGGAGGGCCUUCAGGCCCUGCUCGACGCGUAUGAACCUGCGCUUGUCCAGGCCGGCGUGGCCGCGACCCUGCGCUGUGUGCUGCUCAACUCCACAAUCGCGAUUUCUCUGGACCGGGGCCUCGACGUCAUGGAUGUUGCUUCGACGGCCAUCAAUAUCGGCAUGCCUGAGAUCAACUUUCUCAAGGAGUUUGUCGCGGACUGA
Molecule: messenger RNA, 525 nt
Organism: Phanerochaete carnosa HHB-10118-sp
Lineage: Eukaryota; Fungi; Basidiomycota; Agaricomycetes; Polyporales; Phanerochaetaceae
Exons: 3
Coding region: 1-525 (174 amino acids)
Source: RefSeq, a predicted model, not a curated record